Molecule: messenger RNA, 513 nt
Organism: Medicago truncatula (barrel medic)
Lineage: Eukaryota; Viridiplantae; Streptophyta; Magnoliopsida; Fabales; Fabaceae
Product: vegetative cell wall protein gp1
Exons: 2
Coding region: 1-513 (170 amino acids)
Source: RefSeq, a predicted model, not a curated record
AUGGUUGCAAGGAUAUCAAUUUAUUUGGUAUAUUCAUUGGUGGUGGUGUUGCCAUACUAUUCAGUUUUGUGUCAAGAUGCAUUGCAAAGUCUAAUAGAUGGAGCAAAACAAUCUGGUAUCUCUCAAGACACACUUGAUGAUGCUCAGAGUGCUUUAGGAGAUGCUUCUGUCCAACAGGCUGCUGAGGGUGCCUUGGCUGACGAAUCCUUGGCUGAUUGGGUUCAACAAGCAGAUGAGCUAACAAGCAAAGGGAGUACACCACCAGCAGUAGAAGCACCAGCAAAUUUACCUGCUGAUGAAGAGGAAGACAUUGCAGAAUCAUCAAAGAAAUCACCAACAAAAGCCCCAAAGUUGGCACCAAAUUCAGCUCCAGAUAAAGCACCAAAGUUAGCACCAAAUUCAGCUCCAGAUAAAGCACCCCCAGCUAAACCACCUGAACUUCCACGAAAAUAUAAGGCACCAUCACCUGCACCUCAAGCACAUUCUCCCAAUGCAGCAUCUCCCCAAGCAUGA